UCUCUCUCUCUCCCCCAUCAGCACACACAUGAGAAAAAUCAUCGCUCGUGGAGGAGGAGGAGGAGUAGCGCUGAGAGGGGGUGUGGGGGGGCUCCUGCCUAUUGAUCUCUAAAACAUCUGGAACACCUCAUAUUUGUUUUUGUUUGUUUGUUUUUUUGGUCGCUGUUUCUUUUUUCUUCUUUUCUUUACCAAGGCAAGAGAGCCGGUGGUGCGUGUGGCCGCGGCAGGAGCAGUGAGACAGCAGCAGGACGGACCACUUGACACCUUUGCUUCACGGCAUCGAUAUGCAGUAGUGUGAUAGCAGCUCUGCGGAGACGAGGAGGCCAGUCCAUGGCAUCUUGAUAUUAAAAAACAGUGGUGCUCUGCGCAUUCCUCACCGACAGCCUGAUUUUUUUUUUGCCCCCCCUGCGGAGCCGGAGAAAAAAAAAGGGUUAACUUGGGAAAAUAUAUGAAGCAGCGGAGGGGAGGGAAAUCUUAAUUAUCCAAUUUGAUUCUUGUGUAUUUUUUCUAUUUUAUUUUUUGGAGGGGAGCGUGGUGGUGGUGGUUGGCGGAGAGGGGGGGGAUUCGUUGGGGAUAUCAUCAUUUGGACCUGCGAUAUGGACUCCAGCGCGGGGGAAUAUGGCAUGGCUCGUUUUGGAUUGCUUUUGGUUUGGAUGGGGCUGCUGCUGUGGAGAACCGCCGAUGCCUGCCCCGCAUCCUGCACUUGCAGCAUCUCAAGGAUUGUUUGUAUUGAUUCCGUGCCGGGGAUCGAGGAUGUCCCUGUCCUCAUGUUAGAUGACAUGGAAAACAUCACCGAGAUAUACAUCACCAAUCAAAACAGGCUGUUCGACAUCAGCGACAGCAGUCUGAGGCACUACAUCAACCUCAGAAACCUGACGGUGACCAGGACAAGACUGACGUCUAUAUCAUCAGGCGCUUUUUUUAACAAUACAAGACUUCAAUAUGUAAAUCUCAGAGACAAUAACCUGUCAACAUUGUCAUGGAGAACGUUUCAGAACUUUAACAUCUCAUAUCCGCUCCUCUUGUCUGGAAACCCUUUGGACUGUGUUUGCGAGAACCUAUGGAUCAAACUGAGGCUCCAAGAAGAACCAGACAGUCCAGAGCUGACAUGCAUAGACGAGAGAGGCGUGGCGAGGGACUUUGUGACGCUCACCCCACCAGACUGCGUGGUUCCUACAGUGGAGGUCACCCCCAAAAAUCUGACCCAGAUGCAGGGGACUGAUGCUAAAGCUGUGUGUCGGGCCUCGGGCUCCCCUCCUCCUGAGAUCCUCUGGAACCUGGAUUUACUGUCGACCCACUACGAGAUCGAACCUCUGGACACUGAGAACCGCCUCACCUUGUCAGGCCUGUCUCCUUAUGAUAACGGCAGGGUGAUCGUAUGCAGCGCCGAGAACAUGGUCGGUCAGACGGAGGCCACCCUUCAGCUCAACAUUCUCUUUGCCCCCACCAUCGAGCAGCUGCUGGGUCCAGAGCGGGACCACCACUGGUGCAUCCCCUUCACCGUGAUGGGGAACCCCAAGCCCGAGCUGCAGUGGUACCUCAAGGACGCUCCCCUCCAGGAGCAGGACUACAUUCGCACCAUGAUCCAUGUGUCCACCGAGAACGAGGACCACGGCUGCCUGCAGCUGGUCAACCCCACGCACAUCCACAAUGGCGAGUACAAGCUGGUGGCCACGAAUAAGUACGGCCAGGAUGAGAAGAAGGUCUUUGCCCAGUUCAUUGACCCGCCUAACAUCAGCCACACAGGUGAGUGUUCAGUAUGUUUAUUUCCAGCAAGUGUCUCUCCAGACCCACCGCUGCCUCCGCUGGAUGACAGUGUUGCAGUAUAUGUAGUUGUGGGAAUCGCUGGAGUUGCCUUGACAGGCUGCGUUCUGAUGGUGAUCAUUCUAAAAUAUGGAAGAAACUCCAAGUUUGGUAUUAAAGGCUCCUCCUCAGUCAUCAGUAAUGACGAUGACUCUGCCAGCCCUCUUCAUCACGUCUCCAAUGGCAACAACACCCCGUCGUCCUCGGAGAUGGGUCCAGACGCAGUGAUCAUUGGGAUGACAAAGAUUCCCGUCAUUGAGAACCCACAGUACUUCCGUAACUCCGGCAGCAUGCUGAAAUCUGACACAUUUGUCCAGCACAUCAAGAGACACAACAUCGUGCUGAAGCGGGAGCUGGGAGAGGGAGCCUUUGGGAAGGUCUUCCUUGCUGAGUGCUACAACCUGACACCAGACCAGGAGAAGCUCCAUGUGGCAGUCAAGACCCUGAAAGAGGCCAGUGAGAGUGGCCGAGCAGACUUCUACAGAGAGGCCGAGCUCCUCACCAACCUGCAGCACGAACACAUCGUCACCUUCUAUGGAGUGUGUGUAGAGAGCGAUCCAUUAAUCAUGGUGUUUGAAUAUAUGAAGCACGGUGACCUGAACAAGUUCCUCAGGUCCCACGGUCCUGAUGCAGUGCUCAUGGCAGACGGUCAACACAGUAUCCUGGUGGAACUCACUCAGUCCCAGAUGCUGCACAUUGCCCAACAGAUUGCUGCUGGCAUGGUCUACCUGGCCUCCCAGCACUUUGUCCACAGAGACCUGGCAACGAGGAACUGCCUGGUAGGAGAAAACCUGCUGGUCAAGAUAGGAGACUUUGGCAUGUCCAGAGAUGUUUACAGCACAGACUACUACAGAGUGGGCGGCCAUACGAUGCUGCCGAUUCGCUGGAUGCCCCCAGAGAGCAUCAUGUACCGGCGGUUCACCACGGAGAGUGAUGUGUGGAGCCUCGGCGUGGUGCUGUGGGAGAUCUUCACCUACGGCAAGCAGCCGUGGUACCAGCUCUCCAACAACGAGGUGAUUGAGUGCAUCACACAGGGCCGAGUGCUGCAGCGACCUCGCACGUGUCCUAAGGAGGUGUACGACCUGAUGCUGGGCUGCUGGCAGAGGGAACCCUACAUGAGGCUGAACAUCAAGGAGAUCCACAGCAUGCUCCAGAGCCUGGCCAAGGCCUCACCUGUGUACCUGGACAUACUGGGCUGACGUGUCCGUGUAUGUACUCUGCGUGCAUGUGUGCUUCGUAUGUGGACAAAGUGUUUGUGUGUCCGACUGAUGGGACGGAGACUAGAGGCGAGGAGGGAGUGAAGGCUGAGUGACUGCGUCUGUGUACAGAACCUGACUGUAAAAUGUCACUGUAAAUGCUACUGUCCGUGUCCUCAUCACAUCGAGAAAAGCCUUAAAUUCUAAGUGAUUCCGGUUCCGCUUUUUCUUUUCUUAUCGGUUUGCAACUGGGGCAUGUUUUCACAAACGGAAACCAAAAUACGUACAGGAUUAUGUAACUCUAUCCCAACCAUUAACACUCCAGACAUAAACUGUAUGCUAAAGGCAUAAAAAGAAAUGAGACAGCUUAUUCUGUCCAUACUAAACCAUCAUCCUGCUGUAAUUCCAUAUUAGCUGGGAAUGAGCAAAGGAAAUAUAACGUGCGUCCCCAUGAUGGACAGUAUGUGGACACAUCUUUGUAGAUAAAGCUUUUUUUUUUCUUUCACACAUAUUCUACCAGAAGACAAAAUUAAUUUAUAGCUGAAGCUUUUCCGUUAAUAUAUCACGGACUAUUUUAAUAUUUGUAGAAUUUAUAAAUGUUGACUCUGCUUCAUAGCAGUUGAUUUAAAUCUGUGGCUUCGGAGUCAUUUACAGAAAUUUGUAUAUGAUUAGACACAUACGUUUAAAAAGGAACAAGUAAAACCCCCUGUAGAUUCUUAUAGAUGCCUGUUAUAACAACCUCUUCCACUGAGGGACUCCCCAGCGUAAAAUCAAUGUUUAAAACACAAGGGCAUACAGCAUUUUAAGUUGUUUUUUGUAAUACUGCCAUGACCAUUUGUCAUAUCUUCUGUAUAUAUCUCCUCAUAUUUUACAGUAACUACACAUCUAUAACUACAAAUGUUUUCAAUUUUGCAGCCGUCUGCUCAUUUGGCGUAGCUAAAGCACAGAGAACGAGGACUUGGCUGCACAUUUUUGUUUUUCUUUUUUUUUUUCAUACACCAGCAAAGCCAUUCAGCAAAUCUUUGUUGUUCGGUGGCCCAUACCUGUAAAGUGAUGUGGUUUGUAUGCAUCUUCAGAGGCAGGUUGUGGCUGCCGAAGAGAUUGUGGGAAUUUCUUAAUGAGGGGUUCUUAGUUUUCAGCACUUUGGUUUUGUAUGCACUGAAGCCGUUAACUGUUUAUCUGUCAUUUAGUUACAUUACAAGAGUGUACUUUGAAGAUCUAAUCGUUAAUUCUACAUAGCGGGCUAUGAGAGGGCAGUAAAAGGAUUAAUUACGAGCCCUUGAAGUGUCCCAGGGGGGCUUUCAUCGCUCCUCGCAGCCCCACACUCAGGCCUGGUGGUGAGGCUAAACGUGCACGGGCGGAAAAUGGUUUUAAAAUUCACUCUUGUAAUAUCUCUGAUAGUUUUGUUUUUCUGAGAUGAAAAAUAAGCAAAAAUAUUAAAGCAAACUUCUGUAAUAAUCUUUGCAUAAUAGCAGCAAUUACUCCCUCAUACAUGUUUUAUUCCAUACGGAGGCGUAAAGCAGCGAGACAAGAAGUUACGUUUGUUAAGUGCACUUUGUAGCGUUACUUAACCCCUCAAUGCACAACUCAGCUGCACCUACUAACAGAAGAGAAUCACCUUUGCUCUGCUGGCCGUGACUAAAGCAAGUCCAAACUCUGAAACUCUUAUCCCCUAUGAAAACAGAUUUCUGUGUCCUUCUAUGUUUUUAUUCUGUAUAAAAGUCACUUGUCUGCUGUACAUAAACUGCUGUCCAUUCUGUACAGUUCUGAUAUUUGUCUAUAUGAACAGUAGGCUAUGUUUAAUAGUAUAAUCCGUUUUAAGCAGGUAUCAUGUCAAAACUGUGUGACAUCUAUUGAAGACAACGUGUUAUGGGCCACUGGCAAUACAUACUAUAUGUAAAUACGAUUUUAUUUGUGCUACAUUGUAUAAUUUCUUUGUGCUCGUUCAUAAUACCAGUGAGAAUACAAUCCUUUUUUGGCAACUUUUGAUCUGCAGAGGACUUUAUUUGAACAAUGUGUUUUUCUCUUAAGAAGAAAAAAAGAAAAGAAAAAUGAUCUCCUCUUUCCUCUCCACUGUGAUGGGGAACUCACACAGAGGCUGCCUGAGACGCUGUCUGUCUGUAGGAGGACCACAGACUCUAAACAUCAGGAUCUCUCCUGGCCGACAGACGUCCCGGCAGGCACGUGGCCGAUGGCGAGGAGGUCAGAAGGUCGCCUCCUGGCCAACCCCACCACUCAACCUCUGACUGACUGUAGCCUAUUUUGAUCCUCUUUCAGAUGAAUAACUGUGACUUUGCAUCAUGAAUAGUAUAUUAUUUUGAAUGUAAUCUAGAAGGGUGGGGACCUUUUUUGAAUGUAAUCUAUCUUGGGGGGUGGGGCGUUAAUGACUUUUUUGUAAAUAUAUGGUAAAAGAAGAAAAAAGAUGAGUUUUCAUUCCUGUGCAGAUAACAGAUUUUACUUACCGUGUGAAUACAAAGACAGUGUGCUUGUGUGUGUGUGUGUUUGCACAUACAACUGAAUGCAAGCGAGCGUGACUGAGUGUGUGUGUGUGUGUGUGUGUGUGUGUGUGUGUGUGUGUGUGUGUGUGUGUGUGUGUGUGUGUGUACUCUCCUGGCAGAUUUAAUCCUGCUUUAAUCAGCCAGUUCUAUCAAUCAAUUCAAUGCUUUGUGCAUCAUGUGAGUAGCUUAUCCACAAUUAAUGGAAAUGUUCCUUGUGAUACUGUGCAUUUAAUAAAGGUGGUAUGUCUUACAAUACG
Amphiprion ocellaris (clown anemonefish) is the source of this 5754-nucleotide messenger RNA. It is a transcript of the gene ntrk2b, whose product is annotated as neurotrophic tyrosine kinase, receptor, type 2b. The transcript is spliced from 16 exons. The record is from RefSeq and is a predicted model, not a curated record. Lineage: Eukaryota; Metazoa; Chordata; Actinopteri; Pomacentridae. Gene Ontology annotation, molecular function: ATP binding; brain-derived neurotrophic factor receptor activity; brain-derived neurotrophic factor binding. The coding region runs from base 597 to 3002 and encodes 801 amino acids. Gene Ontology annotation, biological process: multicellular organism development; cellular response to brain-derived neurotrophic factor stimulus; cell surface receptor protein tyrosine kinase signaling pathway. Gene Ontology annotation, cellular component: axon; plasma membrane; signaling receptor complex.